AAAAUUUUGAAUUUAUGAUAAUUCGGUUUCGUGGAACUGGCAACACUUAAAAUCGCCUUCUAAGAUGGCGUCCGCGUGGAGCAUGGAAAAGAAACAUUCGGAUCGUGAAAGGUGGGUUUGUUUAUAUCCUGCAUACAUUAAUAGCAAGAAGACAGUUGCAGAAGGAAGGAGGAUUCCAAAAAAUAAAGUAAAUUAUAUUAUAAUAAUUACAAUCAGUUCACGUGUUAAUUGGAUUGUAAUUACAUUUGAUAUCUUAAAGUUCUAUUCCGUAACUAUCGCCUUACUAAUAUAUUUUUUAAAUAUAUUUUCUCAGAACAAGAUGUACCCUCGAGAAUUGAAUCACGAUAACAUAAUAUACAGGGGGAGGAUUCGAGUACAGUUAAAAAAUGACGACGGUACUCCAGUCAAUUCCAGUUAUCCCACUCGUACUUCGUUAAUGUACUACGUGUCGGAGAUGAUACCCAAACUGAAAACCAGAACGCAGAAGCAAGGUGGUGGCGACCAAAAUCAGAACCCGCAGAAUGCAGCCAAGAAGAGCAAGGGGAAGAAGGGCAAACGAUGAAAUUCGCGCACGAUCCUCUUCUUCUCCCUGUUUUCUCCAUCUCUGGGGUUUUGCCAUUUUGCGAAACACGAAACCGAAAACUUUCUUUUGUGUACGUCACUCGCGCUUCCGGAAACCGGACACGCCAUUGGCCGAUUUGGGGGAAAAACUAACUAUACAAAAUUCACCAAUAAAAUUUACUAAUUAUAUACAAUAUAACGAUUACGAAAUAAACUGCUGUAUAACUGAAUGAUCGAUUAUUUAAUGUACGGUACAGUAAUGUACUGUACGUUCGACAAACUUGUGUAAUAUAAUAUUUCGAAUAAAUUACGAUUUUCGUAAAA
Messenger RNA from Centruroides sculpturatus (bark scorpion), 885 nucleotides. It is a transcript of the gene Srp19, whose product is annotated as signal recognition particle 19 kDa protein-like. The record is from RefSeq and is a predicted model, not a curated record. Gene Ontology annotation, biological process: SRP-dependent cotranslational protein targeting to membrane; SRP-dependent cotranslational protein targeting to membrane, signal sequence recognition. The transcript is spliced from 4 exons. NCBI's taxonomy places the organism in Eukaryota, Metazoa, Arthropoda, Arachnida, Scorpiones, Buthidae. Gene Ontology annotation, cellular component: signal recognition particle, endoplasmic reticulum targeting. Bases 65 to 562 code for a protein of 165 amino acids. Gene Ontology annotation, molecular function: 7S RNA binding.